This is a messenger RNA of Aspergillus ochraceoroseus IBT 24754, 862 nucleotides long. RefSeq lists its product as uncharacterized. The transcript has a single exon. NCBI's taxonomy places the organism in Eukaryota, Fungi, Ascomycota, Eurotiomycetes, Eurotiales, Aspergillaceae. Bases 110 to 832 code for a protein of 240 amino acids. The record is from RefSeq and is a predicted model, not a curated record.
CGAACGAGGACGAAAGGAAAUGGCAUACCUAUAAAAAGAUGGGAUUUCCUUCCUCGGCGUGAAAUUUUUACAAUCUUCCUGCUGACCAGUUGCGACUGACUCGCAAACCAUGACUUCCAACAAGACCACUCGAGUGGAUAAGAGUUCCCGGGAAUUAGAUUCGGUGGAUGCGGAAAGUCUUGAUCUUGUCUGCUCCCGUCUCUAUCACAUCUAUCAUACCACGUUUCGACAUGACUACAAAGUAUCAGAUACCGAUAAAACCCCCCUCUACUACGUGGACAACUCCGUCCUGACGCCGAAGAAGCCAGACCUUACGUUCCAUGCAGGAGAGGACCCCAAGGCCCCAAUCACGGGCGUGUGCAAAUUCCUCCAUUUCUCACGACAUUGCAAACUGGGUUUGGGAGACCCGCAAAAAGUCCGAGACAUGGUGUGGGAGGAUUUAUUUUGCCAGAACUUUCGUCUGUCCAAGUACCACUGGCAGAUGGCCAUCCGUACAGCCGACGGAGGAUUUGAGCGACGAUCUUUCCUCUGGAAAAGAACACAUUCCGUUGGUGUGCAUGGGGAGUCACCGUCGAAGCUCAGCCCGUGGAAUUACAAGCUCAUGGAGGAACACACGGGACAGAUUGUGGCCGUCUUUACCAACAACGGCCUGAAAAGCUUUCAGAAGGCCGGCAAGCUCCAGGUUGGAGUGGAUUAUGGACCGGACUUUGACCUAUUGGUGCUUAUUACUCUACUAGCCAUUUAUGAGAAACAAAGGCGUCGAAGUAAUGGAAGUAAAGGAGGCGGCGGAGGAAGAGGGUGGAUAAUGGAGCAGGAAUCAAGCCUGGUUUGACUCGACCUAAUAUAGGGGGGGGGGGGGAAC